Molecule: messenger RNA, 696 nt
Organism: Lodderomyces beijingensis
Lineage: Eukaryota; Fungi; Ascomycota; Pichiomycetes; Serinales; Debaryomycetaceae
Source: the annotation of a GenBank genome assembly
AUGGAUUCACGACGGCAAAAGGUAUGCUAUCACAAUACGAAUGUGUCCUUGAUUGAGAUUUUCAUCGUUUGCUGGUGUCUUGGGUCACUAUAUGUGGUGGAGAUAUGGUCGUUAUUCCACACUCGUAAGCACGCUCGCUUGGUGGUGUAUCUCUUGGUGUUGCAGCUGUAUUUCAGCUUGGAGUUUCUAAACUCGUGGUGGUACCAGCCGAGCAGUGUGACUUCGCAAUCGUUCCUCAUAUAUGGCGUCAGGGGCAAUUUUGCCUUCUGGAUGAUGCAAUGCUGUAGCGUGGUUGAAUAUUUGAUGGUGGGCACGGGUGACUACUGCUUUGUUGGUGGUGUUUCUGCCGUGGGGGUAUUUGUUGCUGCCACGGGUGUGCUCAUUCGGCAUUUGGCCAUGAGACAAUGCGGUGACUCGUUCAGCCAUUACAUUGCCACUGAGAAACUACACCACAAGUUGACGGUAGAUGGAAUCUACGGCUUGCUGCGACAUCCCAGCUACCUCGGAUUCUGGUUGAUGACAGUUGGCAUCGAGAUCUUGCUCCAUAAUGCCGUUAACCUCGUGAUUGACAUAAUCGCGUUGCAUUUCUUUUUCCAGCAAAGAACCCGCUACGAAGAGGCAAUGUUGGUUAAGUUCUACGGCGACGAGUAUAAACGAUAUCAGGCCCGCGUGGGGGUAUAUAUUCCUUUUAUAUAG